This is a messenger RNA of Microthlaspi erraticum, 657 nucleotides long. Lineage: Eukaryota; Viridiplantae; Streptophyta; Magnoliopsida; Brassicales; Brassicaceae. The record is from the annotation of a GenBank genome assembly.
AUGGCGAGCACUGAGCCAGAGAACGAGCACCACGAAGAGGAAGCCGGAGCCAACGAAGAUGAGGACACCGGAGCUCAGGUGGCUCCGAUCGUCAGGCUUGAGGAGGUUGCGGUAACCACAGGCGAGGAAGACGAAGACGCCGUCCUCGAUCUGAAAUCGAAGAUGUACCGAUUCGAUAAAGCUGGGAGCCAAUGGAAGGAGAGAGGAGCUGGAACUGUGAAAUUGCUGAAGCACAAGCAGACUGGCAAAGUUCGACUUGUCAUGAGACAAUCUAAAACUCUGAAGAUCUGUGCCAAUCACCUCAUUUCGUCUGGGAUGAGUGUUCAGGAACACGCUGGGAAUGAAAAGUCUUGCUUAUGGCACGCUACUGAUUUUUCCGAGGGAGAGUUGAAGGAUGAACUUUUCUGCAUUAGAUUUGCAACAAUUGAGAAUUGCAAAACGUUUAUGGAGAAAUUCACUGAGAUAGCUGAAAGCCAGAAAGCAGGGAAAGAGAGCACAGAGGGAAACGAGGCCGCUGGUUUACUUGAGAAUCUUUCGGUUGAAGAAAAGAAAAGCGAGGAGAAAGCAAAGGAAGAGAAAGAAAGCCCUGCAAAGGAAGAGAAAGAAACUACCAAAGAGAAGGUAGAAGAAGAGAAGAAGACGGACGUCAGUGCUUGA